Lepisosteus oculatus (spotted gar) is the source of this 10609-nucleotide messenger RNA. RefSeq names its product marker of proliferation Ki-67 (gene mki67). Gene Ontology annotation, cellular component: chromosome; nucleus. Gene Ontology annotation, biological process: regulation of chromosome segregation; regulation of mitotic nuclear division. The record is from RefSeq and is a predicted model, not a curated record. Gene Ontology annotation, molecular function: protein binding. NCBI's taxonomy places the organism in Eukaryota, Metazoa, Chordata, Actinopteri, Semionotiformes, Lepisosteidae.
GCGAUUAGUACAAAAUAAUCUAUUUUGUGCAGGUUUUGGUGGAGUAAAUCUAUGUUUAUAUUAAAUGUCAUGCUUAAUCUUGCAUUUGGACUUUUAUUUUAGACCGCGCAGGGAUACAGUUAGGGUAAACAAAGGUUGUGGAACUAGUGCGCCUACUGUAAUGCGCGGCAAGAUUUUAUUCAAGGAACCUAGCGUGUAGAGAGGUGUUGUAGAACACAUCGGGUUUUAUUUUGGAUUUUAAUUUUUAAAAGCAUUUUAUUUUCCAACUUUUAAUGGACAAGAAGACAUCUUAAAACUCCUUUCAACAUUUGACAGCUCUUUUUCGUGCUUUGUGGGCGAGAGUUGUGCAGGUGACGAUGCCGCUGCAUGGGAAGAUAGUGGUUAUCAAGAGGAGUGGGGCAGACGGGACCGAGUUUCCGCUCACUGCGUCCUCCUGCCUGUUUGGAAGGAAACCAGAUUGUGAUAUUCGGAUUCAGCUGCCUCAGGUCUCUAAAGAACAUUGUAGAGUUGAAGUGAACGAAAAUAAAGAAGUCAUUGUGAUAAAUCUGAGUACGGUUAAUCCCACGCUUUUAAAUGGCGAAGCAGUAAAACAGUCGGCACUUCUAAAGCAUGGAGAUCUGAUCACAAUUAUUGAUCGUUCCUUUAGGUUUGAGUAUCCACCAGAACAAACUCCUAAAAAGAGGAAUCAGUCUGCAGUAGAAAAAAAUGAAAAGCUUCAGGUGCUUCAUGUUCAGCAGGUGAAAGAUGCAGGUCGUUUGUCUUCUGGAAAUAGAAGAACGUCAGCACAGUUAACUUCAGAUGCUUCUUUUGAUUUAAAAGAGGACCAGGACACUGGAUGUGAACCUUCUAAAGAUCAGGAGAGUGAAAAUGCUGAUUUGGGAGCAAAGGAACACAACCCGACUGAAAAUAAGACAAAAAAUUCUCCAUUUUCUGAGCUUUAUGAAAUGGUCAAGCAAAAUAUUUUACCCCGUAAUAGGAGAAGUUCUAAGAAAUCUGAAAGAUCACCAUGGAAGGUAUCCGGAUGUGCAGAUCCAAAGAUACCAUUGUCAGGAUGUGAAUCAAAGGAAAGUAUGCACACCAAAGUGAUAGAAAUGGAUAAUCCUGUAGGUAAAUCUGAAAUUAAUGAGGAGUUAAAUGCUAAAUGUGCCCCGUUACAUGAAAGUACUAACGAAAAGACCCCAGCUAAAAACACACAGCCAUUUGUUGGUAGUGAAACACUGGCUGAAAAGGAAACAAAUCCUGCAGAUUCCAGUGGAAUAAGUAUUGUAUCUGCAGAAAGUUUAAAUGGAAGGACACCUAAAUCUACUCGAAAGAGUAGAAAACUGACAUCUGAAACAUCAGAUAUUGUUGCCAGUAUUGAGGCUUCACUAAAAAACAAAGAUGAAACAGCUGUAGAGAUGCAGAAGGGUUCUUUCAUGCCUUUCACAGGGUCCUCCAUUGAUGAAAAAAGUCCAAGAAGAAGUCGCCAUAUCCAGACUCCUGCAAAGUUGGCUGACAUAGCGAACAAACUAGAAGAGAAGACCAUUUGUGUUUCUCAAAAGAAAUUAAAACCAGGUACUCCUCAAAGGUGUCUUAAUGCUGAAGAAGUGGUUAGACAAAUUAUUACUCCUGAAAAUAAAAUAAAAGAAGAGGUUGGUAAUGUAGAAGAACCCAAAAUGCCAAAAGGAAGAAAAAGUACACAAAAUGAAACUGCACCAGCUGUAUCUCUGCGUUCUGUAUCCCCCAAAAAUCAAAGGAGAAACAAGGCAGCAGAAGUACCAAACCAAAACAGCCCUGAAAUCAUCCAAAAUGCACCACAAUUAAGAGUAUCGCCUAGAGGUUCAGCUCGCAAAUCUCCAAGGAAGUCAUCUGGAAAAAUACAGCAACCCCAAGAUAAAAUUGAAAUUGAACCAGCAGCUCCAUCUAGUGGGAAAAAGUUAGCGGUGAUCACAGAUAAUCGGACAUCUAGCAAGAAGCGCAAGAGUGGAGGAUCCGAGGAGAAAUCAUUAGGGCCACCCCUGAAAAGAAAAAGGGUAUCCUUUGGUGGCCACUUGAGUCCGGAACUUUUUGACAAACGCCUGCCUCCAAAUUCCCCUUUGCGGAAAGGGGCCACACCACUGAGACGUGGACAUUCCUUUGGCAGCAAACAACCUGCUUUGAGGAGGGCAUCUACAGUUUGUGUUGUGAAACCUUUGAUUAAGGAGUUAAAUGAAGAAAAAAUACGUUUGAAAAAACAGAGUCCAAGAAAAUCUCAGAGUCCAAGAAAAUCUCAGAGUCCAAGAAAAUCUCAGAGUCCAAGAAAAUCUCAGAGUCCAAGAAAAUCUCAGAGUCCAAGAAAAAAGCCUACACCUGCUAAAAAGUCCACAGAAUUAGAUACUGGAACACCUUUGAAAUCUGAUUGCCUUUCUUCACCACAGACUGUUGCUCCUGAGUCUAUCUCAACACGGCGCAUGAAAUCUGCCUCCCCUGCUCUGUCUGUUUCAAAGUCUCCUUCACCGGCCCAGUCUGUGGGUAGCCCACGUGGCAGGAAAUCCCUCACAAAUGCAGCAAGUUCAGCCUUCCCACCAAGUUCUUUGUCCAAGACUCCCUCGCCUAAGAGACGGUCUCGCUCUCCUGCUACUGAACAAAUGUCUGCUGUUAUUGCCAACAUGCCUCAUGGCCAUGUAUCUGGUGAUAUUCACUCACCCUCUUUUUCCAAGACCCCUUCUUCAUCUAGAAAGGCAGCCAGCACACCUCAUGAGAGAGCUGUCUCUAGCCCUGCCAUGGCCAGCUCCCUUGACACCUCUUUAUGCAGUUCAGGCACUCCUGCUGCUUCUACAGCAUGGUCUCUCUCUCUUGCAGACUCUGUAGCCAGAACACCUCAUGGUAGGAGAUCUGGUAGUGGUGCUGUGAAGACACCCUCCCCAGCUAACUGUUCACUUGACACCACACAGAGCAAAAAGACUCUACGUAGUACUGGGAAAAUGCAUUCAGCAGCAAAUGUCCAUCAUAGCACAGAAUCUCUAACUGGUGCUUGCAAGACCAAUCUUUCUGUAGAGUUGUCUGCAGGUUAUGUCACAACACCAACCCCUCCUAGAAAGACUUCGACAGCUUCAUCACCGAGCAAAAGUCCAACAGUAAGAGGCCGCUUCUCUGUUUCGCGCAUCAGCACUCCUUCACCUGUUGCUGAUCAGAAAGAGAAUGUAGCUGAAAGCAUUGUUUCUGAACAGCUGAGUAGCAUAGUAACACCUAAAGUUGAACCAAGAAGGAAAAGUAUGAGAUCCACAUCAAAGAAAUCUUCCAGCUUCCGAAGAAAGAGUGCUGUGCUUGAUGCUGUUCGCUCAAGACGAAGCGGAGCUUCUCAAGCUAAUUUAAAAGUUACGCAUUCCUGGGCAGAUAUUGUAAAGCAUGGUGCUGCUAAAUGCCAGGUGGGCAUUCCUGGUAAGAAACGCAGAGUGAAAGGCAGAACCAUGAAGAAAGUUCCAGCACAGACACCAAAGACUCCAGCUCAGAAGAUACAACAUUUUAGUACAGGACAUGCAGAUUCUCCGGUUACUAUUGUCAUUGGAAGAGCUCAUACUAAAACUGUGCAGCAAGCUGGGUGUGUUCCAAAGCUGGUUCAGAACACUGCACUGAUGAAAAAGACCAUGGAAAUGAAUGAGAAUUUAACAGGCAUUGCAGAAAUGUUCAGCACACCUGUGAAUGACCUACCAAAGCAAACUGGGAAAUCUGGUGCCUGUUCUUCACCUUUGAAAGAAGCAUCUGUUAUGACUACCCCUGAAGAGACAGGUGAAAUGGUUGUCUCCCCUUUAAGUCCUACUAGUACCAUUAAGCGAGGAAGGUACAACAAGGAUGCUGUUUCUCGUCUUCUUCAACAAGAAAAGGAUUGUAGUUUAGUUAGUAUUGAGACUUAUCAUGAGAAGCUGUCCUUCUGUGAUGCGUCUGUUCAGGAUUUAGUGACAACUCCUAAGGAAAGGGUUGAGCAUGUAGAAACGCUUCCUUUAGAAAGCGGUGAAAAAGCCACAAGACCAAAAAGGACUAGAACACCCAGCCAGAAGACAGAGCCGCUGAUGCCUUUAACAGGAGUUAAGAGAAUAAUGAAAACUCCAAAAGAGAAGACAAAACAGGUUGAAGAUCUAAGAGGUCUCAAAAGGCUACUGAAGACUCCCAGAAUGCCAAAAUCAGCUGUAGUUGAAGAUCUUGUUGGAGUGAAGAGACUAUUUAAGACACCCAGACAGAAGAGUGAACCAGUGGAGGACAUAGCUGGAGAGCAAAGAAUGAUGAAAAUGCCAAAAGUGAAGGGAGUCCCAGUGGAUGAUCUAGUUUGCCUGAAAAGAUCGUUAGGUACUCCUAAGCAAAAGGGCGAGCCUGUUGAAGACAUGGUUGCCGUAAAACGAUUGUUGCGCACCCCUAAGCAAAAGGGCGAGCCUGUUGAAGACAUGGUUGCCGUAAAACGAUUGUUGCGCACCCCUAAGCUAAAGGGCGAGCCUGUUGAAGACAUGGUCGGCGUAAAACGAUUGUUGCGCACCCCUAAGCAAAAGGGCGAGCCUGUUGAAGACAUGGUCGGCGUAAAACGAUUGUUGCGUACCCCUAAGCAAAAGGGUGAGCCUGUUGAAGACAUGGUCGGCGUAAAACGAUUGUUGCGUACCCCUAAGCAAAAGGGCGAGCCUGUUGAGCAUGAUUUUGGUAUCCGCAGACUUGUAAAGUCUCCUAAGCAAAGAAGUAUCCCAGUUGAGGACUUCACAGGGCUACCAGAACUUAUGCAAGAGCCAUUGCAAAACACUGGCCGUGAUGCAGACUUUGGUAGAACAGGGGAACCAUCUAAAGCAAAGAUAUUGGAACAAGUCCUUUCUCCUAAAGAAGGCAAAACUUCAGGGAGACUUGCAAAGGGAGGUGUUGAAACAAAAGAACCGCCUGCUAAAAUUAACUGUGAGGAGCUUCAAGAGGAUAGACACACUGAAAUAUCUGUGCCUUUGUCACCCAAAAAGCUUAGAAGGGGAAGGAAACCACGGCAAAAUCUAGAAGCUCCUAAUGAAAAGCUGGCAGGAAGUGAUAUCAUGGAAAAUAAGGCUGUAUUAUUUUCUCCUAAGACAUCAAAAAGAGGAAGGAAAAUAACUGUUGAUCGUGAAGUGUCAGUAGAAGAUCCUUCUGGAAAAAACCCUUUUGUAUCUAAAGAGAACAAAAAUGCAGAAAAGGUUGAUCAGCAUGCUUCAGGUGCCCUUAGAUCGGAAAGUGAAAAUGUGAUUGAAGUUGAACACACGGAUGCAAGCAAUUUAGAAGACAUUCAGAUGUCUCAGGUUCCUGGAAAGAGGCCCUGUCGUCGUAAAAUCACAGGAAAAGCCGAAACCUCUGAUAAGAAAUCAAGAGGGAGGAAGCCGAAACAGAAUGUCUGUCAUCAAACCUCAGAAGAAGCUUCUCUUGAAAAUCUUUCGGUAGAUAUUAUGAAGACCUCUGAAUUAAGAACAUGUGAAAUUACAAACUCUGCUGACAAAGCAACUACCACCUCCUCUGCUCCUGUUAAAAUUUCUACAAGAGGUAGGAAGUCUAAUAAAAGUACUGAACAGACUCAAAAAGUAGGGGCUACAUCUCCCUCAGCAAUAAGACGUGAAGGGACAAGUACUUCAGCUGUAGAGAAGGCUUCAUCCCCUGUUCCGGUAAGAAAAUCUCGAAGGGGGGGGAAGGCUAAACAAAAUCUGGAGGACUUAGAAGAAAUCAAACUGAUGCAUUCUGAGAAAAGCCUUGCUGAAACCUUGGUGACACCGCCAACACUGAAACGUUUAGGUUGUAAUAACACUGUAGAUGCUAAUGAAAUACUGGUAACUGCUUCCCCAGCUCCUGUAAAGAGAGGUAGAAGAGGAAGAAAGAGUAAAGAGAUUUUAAAUCAAGAUUUUAAAUCCAGUGGAGUAGAGAACAUAUCUAAAACUGAAACCAGCACUUCAACUGAAAGUCUUUCUGAAAAGACUGAGGUUGAGAUGACUGGUUCAACAAACAAGAAAUCUGGAAGAGGGAGGAAGGCAGGUGGUUUUGUGCAUGAUAAAGAUCAGACAAGGACAGUGAUGCAGUCUAGCAAGGCUAAGAAGACAUCAAAUGAUAUAGACAAAACAGAAACUUCAGCCUCUGUGAAGAAACUUAAAACAGUUGCAGCACAGCCAUCCAAAGAAAAGGCUGUUUCAGAAGUAUCCUCUUCGGCCAUUUCAUCUUCCUCAGUGUGUGACUCGGUGGACUCUGCAGAAUCUUCGGUUCCAAAUAUGCAAAAUGCAAGAGGGAGAAAACGAAGGGCUACCACUCAAACAAACAAGGAAGCAUUGCAUAAUAUUGCUGAAUCUACAUCCCACAAAAAUGGAUCUGUCCAGGAAAACUUGAUUUCUGACAACAAGUUGGAAAGUGAGGGGGAAAAUAAAUUCCAAAAAGAUGAAAUGAAAAGGAUUUAUCCAAAGAAAAAUGUAAGUUGGAAUUCUAUCUUAACAGAAACUCCAAGUAAAGGAAAGUCUUGCAGAGGCAGGAAGCCAAACACAAAAUUAUCUACCAAAAUCCAACCUGGCGAGGUGGAGAUAGCCAGUUUUUCCACUGAUUCUUUCACCGCCUCAGAGUUAACUCCUGACCAGGCAGAUGGAAAUCUAGACCAGAAACCUUCAGAUAAAACAUCUUCUGAAAGACAAGUAAGAGCAUCACGAAGGCACAUGGCUAAAUCUGACAUUACAAAUGGAAAUCUUGAUUCUGUUAAAAAAAGAGGAAUAAAAAGAAAACUGACAAGUGAACAGGUUGCUAAAGCAAUCACAGAAGAGUCAUUAUCUGAAGCUUCAGAUAUGGGGGUCCCUCCAAAGAAGACCAGAAGUAGGAUGACAAAGUCUAGUAUUUCAUCCAUCCCUGUCCAAACUCAAGAGAUCUGUGCUGUGCCUGAAAAAAAAGGAAGGGUGACAAAACUGUCAGCACAGCAUAAUGAAACAAUGGCCAAAAAAAAUGUUAAAGAUCAGAUUGUAGAAGAAAGGGAGGCUCAGCCCAAAGAAAUUAAACUGAAACUUGCUGGAAAGCUAAAGACGCCGGUAGGAGUCGGAAACCCAGGUGAUUUACCCAGGAUAACCAGAGGGCGGCGUGCAGCUAAAGCAGAUAAUGCAGCAGUCAAAGAAUGUAAAACAGAUGUGGAUGUUGCUGAAAGUACAAUACGGGGAAGAAGAGCCGGGUUACAAAAAAAGGUGGAGAAUGUAAAACAAGCUGAAGCCAAGACUGUCAGGCGUACAAGGAGAAAAUAAUUUAAGGACUUUUGUAUAUAUUUCGGAUUUAAUUUUUUGCAGUUUUGUAAACUGUCUGCUUAAUCAUUCUUGAGCUGUAAAUGCAAUUUUCAAUUUUAAUAGAUUUUUUUUUAAUGUUGUCUCCUGUCUUUUCUUUGGGCUUUGUGCCAGGACAAGGUAUUUUUGUAUAUUUGCAAUGUUUUAUGCAGUUGAGCAUACAAUAUUUGCUUAAGUCUAGGGGUUUCCUACAGAACUUUAUGAAAUGCAGAAACUUAUUUUGUUAUGCUUAAGAUGUCUAAUGAAAUUUAAGAUUAUGUAUUUUAAACAUUUUCAGAAAUGUCAUUUUCUACCAUUAUAAAAUAAAUUUUGUAGCUUUUUGUUAAUUUCAUACUGUUGCUUAAUCUUGUUUAGGUCGCAAAUGUCAGUAAUAGUGCUCUCUAAUUGUACAGACCAACGUUUGACUUGGAUCAUAAUUUCAGAUCAUUCCCUGCAAUGCCGUCAAUAACUUCUUAUCACAUGUGAAUACUAUCAAUAUAUUAAGCAAUACAGUGAAAUGUAUGGAACUUUUAUUUAAAAUAGUUCCUUAGAGAGUUGUACAAGAAGUGAUUUACAUUAUUAAUUUUUUGGAUGGCUUUUGGGAUCAUUUUAGUAGUAGUUUGAAGUAGUUUUGUGCUUAGUCUGAACAGUUUUGUGGACAUUGCAUUCUUAUUUUAUCUGUAUGAGCUUUGGAAACACUUUUAAAAUUCAGAAUUGUUAAAGACAUUUUUCAUUGGUUGUUUUGUAUUUAAGCUAAUGCACAGAAUGACGAAAAACCAUCCCAUCAUGAACCAUAUCCUACCUCCAGUAAUCCAUCAUAAAGCAGUACAGUAGUAAAGUUGAUAAAUAAGUAACAUUUUUAAACUUUGAAAAUGAGCCAUUUGGUGUUUCAUCUAGCUAAGUUUGUUUCCAUAACAAAAUACCAAUGUGUUCAUUUGUGUUCUUUCACACAUUAACUUGUUAGUGCUUGAUGUGGCUUUAAGUAAAGUUUGCUUCAUUUGAAGUUAGUUACCACUGAUGACCUAGUCAUAAAAAGAUUUUAAUCAAAUUAAAUUUGCCAAGACCAUUUAUCUGCUACAAAAGGUUGUGAUCUUCAGCAUUUUGUAGUGUGAAAGCUAGAUGUAUUUUAGGUCACCUGGGAAUUCUUGACCAAGUUGUGAAAGUGUCACAAACUUUCAUUUUUGUUCAGUAUAGCAUAUUCUUAAAACAAUACAUAAAAAUAAUUUCACAAAUACAGAACAGAUGGAUAUUCACACAAUACUUGUAUGUAGUCACCCGAGCAGGCUGGUCUUCAAAAAUAAAGUGGAUAAAAUGAUCUGCCAUUCUUCAAUGUCAUGUUUUUAACAGCAGCGUUAUGUAUUGCCCUUUGUGUUAAAUUCACAAUUUAUCAAAAUACAAAACUUCAGACAUACAUGAAAUAUAGACCUAUACAUAUGUUUUCAUUUACAGAUGAGUUUUGAUAUUGCACAAUUUGCUCUUAGGUGCUUGUCCAGGAAGAUAAUAUGCUUACUUUGAAUCCAGCUCCAUUCAAUCUAGUUUGUCACCUUCUGAAGGCAAGAUACAUGUAGUGUAUAAACAUUUGAAACAUUUAAAUAACACUUGGGUUCGUGUAAAAUAAUGGUGGAUGAUUACAUUAUACAUUUUUUAUAUUAACUAAAUAAUGUUAUAUCUUUGGAAGGGUAUGCUCUCUUAAGUAUCUUUAAAAGAUCAUUUCAAGCUUGGCACUAUGUUUUUGUUGGUUUUGUAUUAAAAUGUGUCUGUACCUUAUUGUAAUGUUAUUUCACCCCUUUUUUUAUCCUAUACUUUGAAGUCAAGAAAGUAAAAGAUCUUAUAUGUAGGCCUCUUAUUUAAUUGAAACUUGCAAAAAAAAAAUCAAAGCAUUUUGUCUUAAAUGUUGAAGGUGAGUAUAAAUUUGGUAUCUUAUUUCAACAUUACUAUAUUUUGUUGCACAGAAAGAUAGUUUUAUGUGGUUUAAGCCUAUUAAAUUGUUCUUAAAAGGACUGUAGAAGUGCAGAGAAAGGUGACCAGUAAUAGUAAAGUUGUUAAUCAGUCUUAUUUUUUUCAUAUUAGUAAUUGCUUUUUUGAUGAUCUUUGGGUUGACGUUGAUAAGCUGUUCUUCAUAAUGUUCUAAUUAGACAAUAUGUAAACUUUGGCAUUCAGUACUCUCCUAGUGGCUUUUUCAAAUGAUGUUUGUAAAAUUUGUAAUUUCAUAUUAGAGAUUAAAAAUUAAAAACUGCAGGAGACUAACAUUAAAAUGAGAAUUCAUUUCAGGCAAAGCCCUAUAGACAAAAUUCACCCUAAUAGAAUUGUGCAUUAGGGGCUGUGAAUCAUGAUCUAUAUUCACACAGGGGAAGACUUGUCAAAACCAGUAUUGUUAGUCUGGAGUUGUAUGCACACUACUAAGCCCAUCAGAGAAGUCACUUUAGGGAGAAUGUGAACAUUAUCAAAGAACAGUAAAUUAGCAAGAAAUUAAAGCAUAUACUCUUGCAUUUUCAAAACAAAAGAUUCCUUCAUUAAAAACCUUUCAUCAGUGGUUUAAUAUUCAUAGCUGUAAUUUACAUAACGAAAUCAGUUUUCACUGAUGAGAGACGACUAAAGUUUUUUUUCUAAUUUCUGUUUGAAUGUGUGCUCUAUUUUUGAUUAAAAAUUCUUUCCACCAGUUGCACAUAGCUGAAUGUAUUUGGUAAGUUAUCUUAUUUCUGUGCAUAAUAAGGCUAACGAGUGUGAGUAGUUAUCUGCAAAGGAGCUUGGGUCAUAGAGAGGGGUGAGAAUUUUCAGUGUACAAUUAAAAACCAAAUGCUUCUAGCUUUCAUUCAUUAUGCAGAGACAAAUUUAUUAAUUUAAUUUUAUUUUAUUAAUGGUAAGAAUUUUAUUGUCCUGAAGGUGUAUAUAUAUACCUUUCUUACCAAAGAAAUUUUGUUUUCACAUAUUUUCUAAAGCUCUGUGUUGAUAUGUAAAACAAUGAAUAGGGAUACAGCUGCUAAAUGGAUUAAUUUAACAUUUUUGGAUUAAGUAACUAAAUGACACCUUGAGCAUGCUGUAGUCAUUUAACUAGUAUUAAAGACUAGUAAGGACAAAUCACUUACGGGAUAUGUAAACCACUUUUAUACUGUGGUUAAUUAAUAUGGACAAUGUAGAAUCAUCAGUUAAAGGUGCCAGGCUUAAUCGUGGAGAAAGGUUUCACAGAAUAUUAAUGGCAGCUUACAUUAACAGCACCUGAGGUGUGUGCAAAGUUACAUUUUACUAACUUCCUCUCAUUGAUUAUUAUAAAAUUCUUAUUUUUGUUAAAGAAUCUUAUGUUGAAUGUCUAUUAUUGUAGUGUCCAUAAUGAUGACAAAAAAUAUAACAUUUGAUGCAUUAAAAUAAAACAUUAACAGUUUGCUAAA